AAUAACAGAAGAAGUCACGCCAUUUGAUCAGAGACUACGAAGAUGUCCCGUGAUGAGAAAGCGUUAAAUUUGUACAUUUUUUUAAUGGACUUCUGCACCAGAAGAGUUAUGACAAGUUUGCUGCAUGGUCACUUUGCUGCAGUUUUUGUCGUUAGAAGCUGUUACUGCAUGAAAAUGGUUUUAACACAGCAGUGAAGAGUUGCUGCGCUGCACAGCAGAAACCAGAGAUCAACAGAAUCAGUCUGUUUCUGUGUGAAAUCAUAAAAAUGUAUUGUGGAUUAACUGGAUUAAAGCAGCACUGAAGUCAUACAUGGACUCGGAGAACCGGGCUGCUGGAGUCGUUUCUGUCUGUGUGAAUGGACAGACAGACUUUUAAAAGCCGAGGAUGAGUCGUUGUGUUGAAACAGGACCACAGACUGUUGCAAACACAGCCUGUUUCCACCGAGUCUUCUUCAGUUCAGCGUCCCCUGCUCGACUUCCUGUGUGAAAUCUACACGUCGCCCUGUAGGACUUGACUGAGCGACAGCAGAGACACGCUCGUUAUCUCCGGUCAUGUCCAGGUCCAGUCGGCGAUACAAACCUCUGCAGCAGAACAACGGCGGCGGCUCUCUCCCCGGCUGUGACCGGGUGCGGAUGCCCCGGGCCCGGGUGCUGCUGCUCUGUCUCCUCGGGGUUCUGGUGCUGGCGGUGGUGCUGGGAGUCUACCUGUCCAACGACUCCACCAGCGGACACGUGAACCGCAUGCCAGCUGCAGAUAUCACCAAAGAUAGGUUGUCUCACAAACCCAGUAAGUGCUCCCCAGCUCAAAUCCGCCGUCUGGCCUCUCAGGUGGACGGGACUCGUCUGUGGGAGACUCACCUGAGGCCCAUCCUGAUACAGAGGCUCCCGGGGACGCAGGGCAGUCUGGUCGUACAGCAGCACAUCACCUCCACCCUGUCCUCGCUGUCUGCUGGCUGGUCCAUAGACCUGGACUCCUUCCAGUCUCCGACCCCUCGAGGCCAGGUCACCUUCACCAACAUCGUUGCCACUCUGGACCCUUCAGCCCCUCGGAGGCUGCUCCUGGCCUGCCACUAUGACUCCAAGGUCCUGCCUCCAGACCCCCGGGCCCCAGAGAGGGUGUUUCUGGGGGCCAGUGACUCUGCCGUGCCCUGUGCUAUGAUCCUGGAGCUUGCUACAUCUCUGGACGCUCAGCUUAGAUCAUUCAAACAGCAGAGACUUCCGGUCUCCCUCCAGCUCGUGUUUUUCGACGGCGAGGAGUCGUUUGAAGAGUGGACCGCCACCGACUCGCUGUACGGCUCUCGUCACCUGGCUGAGCGCAUGGCCAACACGCCUCACCCCGCAGACUCCUCACACACCACUGCGCUCCAGGCCGUGGACCUCUUUGUGUUGCUGGACCUGCUUGGCGGCCCCGAUCCUCUGAUUGCGAAUCACUUCGACAACACAGCGCGCUGGUUUGACCGUCUGAUUGCCGCAGAGAAGAGACUCCAUCGACAGGGUCUGUUGACGUCUCACCCCUCAGAGCAGACGUAUUUCAGGAAGGAUGUGUAUCUCGGACCCGUCCAGGACGACCACAUCCCCUUCCUUCACAAAGGUGUCCCUGUGCUUCAUGUCAUUGCCACUCCCUUCCCACAGUUCUGGCACACGUUGGACGACACAGAGGAGAACAUGCACCGGCCCACUGUAGAGAACCUGACCAAGAUCAUGGCCGUGUUUCUGGCUGAGUACCUGGGCUUCUAAACAUAUGAAAACACUGACAGUGUGUGUAUUUGUACUGAAGGUCCACAUUUUACUCUGGACUGGAGUACGAGUGCUGUUUAUCACACUGGUUAUGAAUAAAUAACCACAUGCACAAAAAGAGACCCCAGAAAAAUGAACUAAACUAAACUGGGAUACCAGCUGAACUUUACCAAAAACUGAACUAUCCAGUCUCCUUGGUUUCAUGUAAUGGGUGAGUUGAAGACAUGUCCAAAUGUCUGGGCAUGUGAAGUGGAUACAGAGUCUUAAAUAAUAUUGUAAUGGCACACAAGCAUGGUACCUGCUGUGCAGCUGGGAAAUGUGUCUGUGUCUUUAAAAGCACUCUGAAUUAAUUUUUUUGCUUCAUUCCUGUGAAACAAAAAACAAAGCAAUUAUCGCCUUAUCCGUUAUUUACCCUGUUAAUAUGAUUGUGAUGCAAUAAUGUCUUCUUAAAGACAGACGUCACAAUAGGUUGAGCUUUCUGAGCUGCUGUGAACACUGUUCAUACAGUGACAGUGAUCAGUGACAGCGAGGUCAUAUCUGUGAAUAAUUCCCUUCACUUUACCUUCACUUGAGUGAAGAUCCUCUUGGCCUUACAACCUGUUGUUGUUAAUUGUUAGAUAUACUGUGUGGCUGUUCUGCACAUUUUGCUCUUUUAUGCCACGUGAAAGGUGUAGAGAAAAGUCUGCAAUAAAGAUGGUUUAAAAUGGUUUAUUAGGUUUCUCUCAGAAUGUGAUGCAGCUUUGGGAAGUCUAAAACACGGGAAAACACUGUUACUAGAAGAAUCCUGUAGCUUCUUGAUACAGUGCAUUUAUCAGCAUUGUUCCAUCUUAUCUUCCCUUUUAACGAGUUGAAGAAUCUGAUGUUAGAAAUGUCUUGGUAUCAUGUAGGAACAUAGUGGUGAAGGAUGAGUGUAGAGAUCUGCCAGAUGGCUUUAUAGCACACCUGUGAACUGGUAAACUGAACUUAAUCCAGCCAUAUGAUGCUUAAUUUUAAUGUCUGUCUUGUAUUGUGUUCUAUAUAUGUUUACGCCAAGGUAAAAUGUCUGCUGAGUCAUGUUUUGGUAAUAAAACUUUACUUGGGAAA
Molecule: messenger RNA, 2820 nt
Organism: Lates calcarifer (barramundi perch)
Lineage: Eukaryota; Metazoa; Chordata; Actinopteri; Centropomidae
Gene: qpctla
Product: glutaminyl-peptide cyclotransferase-like a
Molecular function (GO): glutaminyl-peptide cyclotransferase activity; zinc ion binding
Source: RefSeq, a predicted model, not a curated record